This is a messenger RNA of Tigriopus californicus, 1981 nucleotides long. Its product is annotated as sodium/hydrogen exchanger 1-like. NCBI's taxonomy places the organism in Eukaryota, Metazoa, Arthropoda, Copepoda, Harpacticoida, Harpacticidae. The coding region runs from base 25 to 1917 and encodes 630 amino acids. The transcript has a single exon. Gene Ontology annotation, cellular component: membrane. Gene Ontology annotation, biological process: sodium ion transport; regulation of pH; proton transmembrane transport. The record is from RefSeq and is a predicted model, not a curated record. Gene Ontology annotation, molecular function: sodium:proton antiporter activity.
UUUUUUUCAAUCAUUUUAGUUGCGAUGGAGCUGCUACACGGUCACGGUAACUUUAGUGGCGAUCCUGGGACAGAUUUAUUGUUCCAUUUGAAUUUUUCCACUUACGGUACUCUGUGGUUGUUCACGGCCUUUCUCGCCUUGGGUUCGGUGAUUUUAAUAAUACUAAGAGAAACCCGAUUACGACAAUGCUCGGAAAUGGUUCCGGAAUCGUGCAUUCUCAUCUUGCUCGGAAUUCUGGCGGCCGUCCUAUCAUGGGGUAUGGGCAUUUUGCGCCCUUUGAGCCAAGUCAUCACUUACGAGCACUUUUUCAAUUUCCUCCUUCCCCCGAUCAUCUUGGAUGCUUCUUAUCAGCUCUACUGCAAGCCAUUUCUCAUGAAUUUGGAUGGGAUCCUUGUCUUGGCCGUUGUUGGAACCAGCUUGAAUGUGUUCAUUAUCGGUGGACUCUUGCACUUAUGCUACGGAAUGACCUUGGCUAAAUGCCUACUUUUGGCCUCGAUCGUGUCGGCUGUGGAUCCAGUGGCUGUGCUGGCCGUCUUUCAAGAGAUUGGUGUUCAAGCUAACUUAUAUUUCUUGAUCUUUGGUGAGUCCUUGUUCAAUGACGGUGUCACCGUGGUCUACUUCGAUACAUUGGACAAGAUUGCGUUUGUCAAUGUCCAGCCUUUGACUUACUUAUACGCCGUCCUUUCAUUCUUCACUGUCUCCUUGGGUGGGCUGCUCAUUGGAAUGGUAUUCGGGGCGAUCACGGCUCUUUGUUGCAGUGCCAUGAAAACCAAGAAAGUCCUCGAGCCCAGUGUCGUCUUUACUUUGGCCUAUUUGGCUUUUACCACGGCCCAAAUGUUUCAUUGGUCGGGAAUCUUGGCCUUGAUUGGAGUAGGAUUGACUCAACGGCGUUACGCCUUUGUCAGUAUGUCACCCAGUUCCGUGACAGUGGUGGAGGCCAACGCCAAGAUUUUAGCCAUUGCCGCUGAGACCAUAAUAUUUUUGAUUCUGGGGUUUAAUGUGCUGAAGGAUCGACAUCUGUGGGAUUGGACUCUGAUUGGAUACACCAUAUUGUUUUGCGUGGUUGUUCGUUUUGUCGUCACUUUCAGUCUAGGUUAUUUGCUUAACCUGGGUAGACUUCACCGUCUCUCGAUGUCUCAUCUAUUCAUGAUGUCUUUCGGAGGACUAAGGGGAGCAGUGUCCUUCGCCAUGGCAGCCUCGGUAAAACAUAACGAAGUACGAGACGUAUUCAUGACAACCACCUUGUCCGUGAUCCUCUUCACCGUAUUUUUGCAAGGGGUUUUGAUCAAGCCUUUGGUGAAUUACUUUCAUUUCCAAGCCAGAAAACCUACUGGCUCGUUCACGGGCAUACUUGCUCAGAACAUGAGCUUUCAUAUUCUAGCUGGGAUAGAGGCACUCCUUCUGGGCGGAGGCUUCACAUCUAUUCAUUAUUGGCUGGAGACUUUGGAAGCUUUCGAUUUCAAAUAUGUGUUUCCUCUGAUGGGCGCCAAGGCUCAAUCGAACAUGAUGCGUCGCUAUGCGAAGCACGUCGAAGUCAACGAGUCUAAGUAUCUACAUCGAGAUGAAACCAGGAGCCCGAUAACUGACGGAGAACCUAGAUUAGAUCCAGGACAUGAGCUAUUGAGGCAAUCUCAUCUCUCGUCCCUUCACCUCCAAACCUUCACCGAGGCCCGUAAUAUCACGGCAGCUUUGAAAACUCGACCCAGGAGAAACUCGGACCGUGGAAAAAUGACCCGAUUCCAAGAAGUGAUGAACCGUGAAAAGGCGUCCUCCAACACGCUUGGACGAGCCGAUGUCAUGCCUGGGCUUGAUCUCGCCAAGGCUUGGGAGAAAAAGAAGGAUUUCUAUGCCACUGUUCAAAGGUCCAUGACCAAAUGGAAAGAGAACCAGAAAGAAGACUCGAAUGAAUCCGAUUAAAGCACACAUAUUGAACAACAGGAUUCACACUCACUUUGAAUUAAAUUAUUACGAAUGCUAUUGA